This is a messenger RNA of Periophthalmus magnuspinnatus, 1529 nucleotides long. RefSeq names its product von Hippel-Lindau binding protein 1 (gene vbp1). Gene Ontology annotation, cellular component: prefoldin complex; cytoplasm. Lineage: Eukaryota; Metazoa; Chordata; Actinopteri; Gobiiformes; Gobiidae. The transcript has 6 exons. Gene Ontology annotation, molecular function: tubulin binding. The coding region runs from base 56 to 643 and encodes 195 amino acids. Gene Ontology annotation, biological process: tubulin complex assembly; protein folding; microtubule-based process. The record is from RefSeq and is a predicted model, not a curated record.
AAUGACGCACACACAGACUUGUGCGUAAAGAAGGAGGGCGCGGCCUCUCUCCAAGAUGGCGACGACCAUAGACAACAGCAAUGCUGCACAGGCGACCAAGAAAAAGCACCUGGGCAUCCCCGAGGCCGUGUUUGUGGAGGAUGUGGACACGUACAUGAAGCAGCCCGGCAACGAGACGGCCGACAUUGCUCUGAGGAAAAUGGAGGAACAAUACCAGAAAUACAAAUAUAUGGAGCUCAACCUGUCCCAGAAGAAACUCAGGUUGAAAAAUCAGAUUCCUCAAAUGACACAGACACUAGAAAUCCUCCGGCACAUGCAGAAGAAAAAGGAGACCACAGAACCGAUGGAAACUCGCUUUGUUUUGGCUCAUAAUCUUUACUGCAAGGCUUCCGUCCCACCCACCGAAAAAGUCUGCUUAUGGCUAGGGGCCAACGUGAUGCUGGAGUACGACAUAGACGAGGCCCAAGCUCUUCUGGAGAAAAACCUCUCGACCGCCUCCAGGAGCCUGGACACUGUGGAGGAAGACCUGGACUUCCUGCGAGACCAGUUCACCACCACCGAAGUCAACAUGGCACGAGUUUACAACUGGGACGUGAAACGACGACAAAAAGAAACCCUCUCGAAAUCAGCGGAAAAAUCUUAACUCCAGUAACUCCAGUGACACAAACAUUUAUCUCAAGUAUCGUCUUCAUAACAGCCCCAAAUCGCAUGUACAUCCUGAGCUAAUGCAGAGACGGUGAAUCCAGCAUCUAAACGGUUAAAGCUGCACUAUGUAACAUUCAUGGUGGAGGGGUUCGCCAGUUGUUCGUCUCCGUGGAGAUGUUAUUGUUGCCUGGGAGCCUCCACAGUACGGAAUUAAACUUAUCGAUCGUGAAUUUACUCAGUGACAGGUGCCUUCAUUGCAAAAAAUAAGAUACUAUUUGGCAUCGCCCCUUCAUGGACAUUGAUACGUUUAAUGCCAUACUGUGGGACGUUUAAGGCAAUACCAGCGAUACGCCCCCACCAGAGAAGUUACCUAGUGCAGCUUUAGUGCUCUUAGGUUUGUUUUUCAAAAGUUGCCAUGGUGAAAAUCAAGUCUUUCGAGCAAAUGAAGGGCAACUCCUUUUAGAUUAUAAUUCACCGUCUUUGAAACUUUAGCUCAAAUCUACAAUCACAGUCGUUUUUGUUAGUUACUUUUAAAAAUAUUUUUUCAAGUAAAAGAAAAUGCUACGAGAUGUUUUUGUAUCAUUUUAAUACGUUCAUUUUUCAAGUUUUUUCUUCUUUCUUCUCAUUUUCAGCACUCAUAUUCCUAUCUGGGAAAAAACUAGAACCACAAACUAGAUUCAUUUGAUAUUAGUUUUCUCAUAAUACUAGAUGAAUUCACUAAAUUUCUCUGUUUCUUGUUGACCAUUUUGGACCCCUGUACUCCUCUCUGUCUCUCUCACUCUCUCUACAUCUCUCUGCUGUCACUUCUUUCUGCCACUGUUCAAACUGUAUUUAUUUGUCUCAUUAAAUGAAGAAUGAAGUAAAGGAACGUUUGGGCAAAGCAA